Molecule: messenger RNA, 992 nt
Organism: Myodes glareolus (Bank vole)
Lineage: Eukaryota; Metazoa; Chordata; Mammalia; Rodentia; Cricetidae
Source: RefSeq, a predicted model, not a curated record
CCGUUGCAGCGCCUGGUUCGGCGGUGGAGCCCAGGGAUGAAGCAGCUGUGCUGUUCAGGGCGUGUGCUGUGGCUUGGACUCGUACUGGCUGCUUUCUCCCAGGAGCAAGAGAGCAAACCUAGGAGGCUGUGCGGCAGGCACCUGCUGGUAGAAAUUACAAAACUGUGUGGCCAAACUGACUGGAGCCAGUUCGAGUUGGACGACCAAAGUCCUCUGACCCAUCUCUCUCACCACUUCUUACAGACUGAAGUCAAAACCUUCAGCCCUGACCAAAUCCCUUCUUCAGCCUGGGGAAGAUUCACAAACCCAGUCCCCAUAUCUGCCUCUCAGGAGAAAGCAAUAAACACUUGGGAACCCCAGCUCUCGCCUGACUAUCAGUUUGAAAAGUCCAGCUUGCUUCCUGAGAAGACAGGAGUGUUUGCAUCUCGCGAUGUGCAUCCCAAUGUUGAGCGUGUGAGACUUCAGGAGAAAGGAACAGACAAAAUCAGCGCCUUCAGCCGUUUAUUUUGGGGGAUCCACCCCCAGCGGAAACGCAGAGGUUUCUCAGAUAAAUGCUGUCUUAAAGGGUGCACAAAGGAAGAGCUGGCUGUCGCAUGUCUCCCUGACAUGGAACUACAAGCCCUGACACAGCAGCACAGAAGCAAGAAAAAAAGGUAUUUAUUCAACUUUCUGAGCAUUUUCAUUUGUAUCAUGAAGUUAUAAUAGAUCAACUAUGGAAAAAUUAGAAAACAUUAAUAAACACCAGCCCUUGUGUAAAUCACACAAGAUGCCAAAGUAUUGUACACUCCACGUGGUAAAAACUGUACAUGUAUGUUGUGUGAAUCUCUAACACUGCAAAAUUUACAUUAUAAUUGUUUCAUUUUUCAAAACGCUGAGUUGAAAAUGUCUAUUCUCCUCCUGUGCCGGAGGAGGAGAUGUGACGACCGUGCCGUGAGCUCCAUGCAGCUCUUUACAAGCUUCUUGCAAGACUGUUUAGCAGUGUCUUUUACAGA